CUGACCAACCAUCCACCUUCGACCGAAAAAGCCGUUGAGAAGGGAAUUGCAAAAGCCAGAAGAACUCAGCUUGAAAAGGUUGCUAGAUCAUUCGGAAUUGUCAUUGUGCAAGCCAACUCGUCUCAAAGUGGUCCAGGCGAAGCUCAACCAUCGGUCUCCGAAACAAGUCAACAACCACCAACACCGGCUGCAAAACUAAUUGGCUCGCAAAAGAUGUCACGACGAAACCGACAUUUGGCAGACAAACACCAUCAAUGUCAAGUGCAUCCAACAACUCGUCAAUGUCGAGACAAGACCCAUCGAAUAGCGCAUUCCCGAAAAGAGUUCCAACUCCGCCACAAGGCAACAACAUCUACCAAGAAUCCCUCUUCAUGA
Caenorhabditis angaria is the source of this 375-nucleotide messenger RNA. The record is from the annotation of a GenBank genome assembly. Lineage: Eukaryota; Metazoa; Nematoda; Chromadorea; Rhabditida; Rhabditidae.